Molecule: messenger RNA, 907 nt
Organism: Anguilla anguilla (European eel)
Lineage: Eukaryota; Metazoa; Chordata; Actinopteri; Anguilliformes; Anguillidae
Product: tropomyosin-2-like
Exons: 10
Coding region: 11-883 (290 amino acids)
Source: RefSeq, a predicted model, not a curated record
UGAAAAUGAGAUGCUGAAGGAAUCCAGCAAGGCCUUCCAGGCAAUGACCGUGAAUUCGGCUAAGGAAAUCCUGAGGGCGAAGACAAUCGUAGAAGAGGAGCGUAGCGCGCACCACAAAGAGAUGAACGCCCUCAAGACCCAGCUAAACAUGGUCACCAUUCAGGCGCAGGAAAAAGAGACCGCUCUACAGAACAAACUUGCUCUGGAGAAGGCCCUCUACCAGGAGACAGAGGCCAAAUUAAAAGAAACUAAUUUGGAGUGGGAAGAGAAACAGGGAUCAGACAAGGCUCAGAUCAAGGAACUGUUAGAACGACUGGCAUGCGCACAAAAAUUAGGAACAUCUACCAAAUCAGAAAAUGAAGAGCUGAAGGAGUGUUGCACGGCCUUUCAACAAAAGGUGAAAGAUUUGACUGAGGAGAUGCUUGGGCUGAAGGAGAACAACAUGCAGGAGCGUAGCAUCCAUCAGGAUGAGGUUCAGUCCCUCCAGAGGAAUAUUGAGAUGAUGACCAUCAAGAUGGAGGAAAUGGAGACCGCUUUACUGCAGAAACUGGCUGAAGAAGAGGCCAGAACAGCCCAAGCCAAUGGGAAUUUUGUCAAAUAUAAAGACGACUUAAUCAAAGUGACUAAAGAGCGCCAGCAUUUUCUGAAGAAUGAGAUUAGACAUUUUCAGUGCAGAGCAGAGGAUAAUUUGAUGGCUUAUCGAGACGCUGAGAAUCAGCUAACCAGGGAAAGGAGAAAGACAGCUGAUCUGCAGGGAAGGCUGGAUGCACUAAAUGCUAAGUUGGAUCAGUGUUCCCAGACAUCCUAUUGGGCACUGGAUGCCACUGCUCAGGGAGGUGCUAAAUAUAAUUCAGAAAGAUCGGUAAGUUUUUUUUAUUUUUAAACACAGUAUCUGUGAUUAUAACUG